AUGGCGGAGCCAUUCACUCGCUCCGUGUCGCAGCUCGUCUGCGCUCAGAUUUGCGAGUCUUUCGGCUUCCAGUCCAUCCAACGGUCAGCGCUCGAGACCCUGUCCGACAUCCUGACUCGCUUCAUCACCAGCGUUGGCGACGCCGCACACGCGCACGCGGAGCUCGCAGGGCGAACCGACGCUAACGCCAACGACGUCGCCCUUGCGUUAUCCGACGUCGGCACGUCGCUCGGCGAUCUCGCUCGCUUCGUCGAAUUCGCGGACGACAUCUCGUCGCCAUCGUUGGCGCAAGCCGUCCCGUCCUUCCCCGUGCCCAGAAACCCGCGCUUCGUCGCCGCCAGUUUCCUUCAGAGCGGGGAGGAUCCUCCUCCCCGUGGCGACAUUCCCGAGUGGCUGCCGGCGCUACCGGACCCCCACACGUACAUCGCCACGCCGGUGUGGGAGGCUCGGGGGCAGGAUAAGCGGCAGGAUCGGGUGGAGGAGGGGCGAGAGCGGCGGCGCGCUGAGCAGUCACUCGUGUCGCUGCACCAGCGCAUGGGGAUGGUCACGGCGGGCGGCGCGCAGGCGCGCGGUGGUGCUGGCGGCGGGCGGCUGCUGUGGGGCGGAUGGUCUCACGUUGGCGCGGGGGACGACCUCCUCGCAAGGCCAGGCGCGGGGAUCUCCGCGCCCGUGGCCACUGGUGCGGCGCCCGCAGUGCGCAACGACGAGGGCGCGGAGCGGGGCGAGGGGCGGAAGAAGCGGAGGAGGGAGUCAGACGGCGGGUGGGUAGCGGGUCAGGUUCCUUCCGCGCUGGAUGCCUUCCCGGGACUGAUGAUGGCCGCGGGCAGGGCGCGGGGCGGGGGAGCAGCAGGUGAGGGGGGUGAGGAAAGCGAGGAGGAGGAUGAGUUAGAGGAAAUAGAGGAAAGGAAUGGGGACGCGAUGGCUGUGGAUGGUGAUAUUGUGGUGGUGGAGGGCGGAGAGGAGAGGAAUGGUGGUGGUGGCAGUGGGGCCGAGGGAAUCCAGGCAGAGGGGAAUAAGGGCGAGAGGGUGAAGGAGGUUGGUUGGAGUGGGUGGUCGGCAAUGGAGAGGGCUUCAGGGGCGAGUGCUCCGGGGGUGUCGUUUCACCUAGGCAGCAAGAUUCAAGGCCAAGCUUGGAGCUGCCAGAAUGCAGUUGCCUGUUGUGCUGAGGCAGGCAAAACCAAAGGCCGGGCAAGUCCAAUCACGCCUUCUCCUGCCACCACCAAGCAGCAUCGCAAGGCGGAUCGCUCACAAACGAAGGCUAGCAAAAACGCGAAGCAGAAUGCCUCGAAUCGCCAAUCAGUGUUAGGCCUGCCACCGUCAAAUACACGACUCGAGAGCAAUUAUUUGAUAGGUCGCGAGAUCGGCCGCGGAUUGUACGGCGUGGUUCGCGUGGUGAUGCACAGGAAGUCGCACGAGCGAUACGCGUGCAAGACGGUCGACAAGCGUCGCAUGUCGCAGGAUCAGCUCGCACGACUCCGCACGGAGUUCGACAUUCUCAAGCGCGUAUCAACCCACCAAUCCGUAGCGGCCCUUGUCGACCAAUACGAGGACUCCACGUGCGUGCAUUUCGUCCUGGAGCUCUGCACUGGAGGGACGCUGUACGAUAUCCUCACGACGGCCUCUAUCGCGGAUGAUGCCUCCGCUGUAGAUCACUCUGAGAGCAGCACCAGUCCUGCCGCUGCCACAACCAGCACACGCAGCAGCAGCGGAAGCACCGCCAGCCGCAGCAGUAGCAACGCAAGUGGGAGCGCAUUGUCGAAGCGGAUGAGCGAGGCGCAGGCGAAGCAGGUGAUGCGGCAGCUCGCAGAGGCGGUGGCGCGGCUGCACGCGGAGGGCGUGGUGCACCGCGACCUGAAGCUCGAGAACAUCGCUUUCAUGGAUGCGCGGGACGCCAGGGAGGGCGCGUCGCACCCUGACGGCAGCACACACCAUGGCUCGACCAGCAGCCGCAGCACAAGCACAAGCCGCCAUUUCCCCAGCAUAGGCAGCGCCAGCAGCUUGGUCUCUGAUUUGAGUGGCAGUGAGGCCGACAGCGACUGCACGGGUUCCCUGGCGUCCCCCUCUGCGCCCUGCUCCCCCGCCUUCUCCGCGCCCUGCCCUCCCCUCAAGCUCCUAGACUUUGGUCUGUCCACGUGGCACAAGUCAGCAGACGGGCAGCGGCUGACGGAAAUUGCGGGGACGGCGUAUUAUGUGGCGCCAGAGGUGCUGAGGAAGCAGUACGGCAGCGAGUGUGACGUGUGGAGCAUGGGGGUCGUUCUUUACAUGAUGCUUACUGGAUCUCCACCCUUCUGGGAUGUUUCGGAAGAGGCAAUCUGCUCUGCCGUCUUGGCAGGCCACUAUGACAUGGUCAGUGCACCAUGGCCGUCCAUCUCACCUGCUGCCAAGGACCUCGUCAGGCGCAUGCUGCAGACUGACCCGGUCAAGCGAAUCACAGCAAUUGAAAUCCUAGAGCAUGAGUGGAUCUCCUUCUAG
Messenger RNA from Closterium sp. Naga37s-1, 2472 nucleotides. The record is from the annotation of a GenBank genome assembly. Lineage: Eukaryota; Viridiplantae; Streptophyta; Zygnematophyceae; Desmidiales; Closteriaceae.